AUGAGCGGCCCUCAGCCACAAACCCAACUCCGCCAACAAGGCACCGCCACGUCGGGAUCCCAAACACAAACGACCACCUCGACAACGGGCGGCGAGUCCUCCACCUCCUCCCCAGCGACCCAACAACCACCAUCCCAACCGCAACCGCCCAUUCUCCGCCUCCGCGGCGCCCACGCCCCCUCGGGCCCGCGCGUGCAGUGGGCCGAAAACGUCGUCGACAAUGAAGGGCUUGGCCGCAAGUCGUCCAAGGUGUGCUGCAUCUACCACGCGCCCCGGGCCGUGGGCGAGUCGAGCUCCGAGUCUUCCUCAGACGACAGCGAUGAUAGCAGCAGCAGUUCGGACAGCGACUCGGAUGCAGGCAGUGGCAGGAGAAGGGUCGGUCGGGCCGGGGGAGGACAUGGACACGAUCACGAGCACGGGGAGGGCUGCUCGCAUCACCACAAAGGUCGUCGCAAUGGAGGUAGUAGUGGCAGGAGGAGAAGGAGACCGAGCCCGAACGCAUACGAGAAGCAGCCAAAACCAAGGCCCAAGCCUGGCGAUGGCGCUGGUAGCAAUGGACCUAAUGGGAGGGACAAGCCUUCCUAA
This is a messenger RNA of Pestalotiopsis fici W106-1, 585 nucleotides long. RefSeq lists its product as uncharacterized. Gene Ontology annotation, cellular component: nucleus. The record is from RefSeq and is a predicted model, not a curated record. Lineage: Eukaryota; Fungi; Ascomycota; Sordariomycetes; Amphisphaeriales; Sporocadaceae. The transcript has a single exon. The coding region runs from base 1 to 585 and encodes 194 amino acids. Gene Ontology annotation, molecular function: protein phosphatase 1 binding; protein serine/threonine phosphatase inhibitor activity.